This is a messenger RNA of Penicillium paradoxum, 300 nucleotides long. RefSeq lists its product as uncharacterized. Bases 1 to 300 code for a protein of 99 amino acids. NCBI's taxonomy places the organism in Eukaryota, Fungi, Ascomycota, Eurotiomycetes, Eurotiales, Aspergillaceae. The record is from RefSeq and is a predicted model, not a curated record. The transcript has 3 exons.
AUGUCUACCCUGACUGAACAGCCCACUACCGCGCGGGCCGCACGGAAGGCCCAGUAUGAUGCCCUAAAGGAGACACUGCAAGCCCAGCUCCCCGCCCCAACCCCACCACCUCCUGUUUUGGCUAAGCGCAAGAGAGUACGCAGUCGUCCGAGGCGCGAUGUUAACGCCAAGAAGACUGCUGCCCCGGGCACAGAUGCAGCACCAGCUGCAGGGGAUGUUGUCCCGGCCUUGAAAGGGCCCCAAAGCCAGGCAUCUUCUAUGGCUGAGCAAACCGCAAUGCUGACCCCUUCUGGUAUGUGA